Molecule: messenger RNA, 7609 nt
Organism: Aspergillus homomorphus CBS 101889
Lineage: Eukaryota; Fungi; Ascomycota; Eurotiomycetes; Eurotiales; Aspergillaceae
Gene: atrA
Product: protein kinase MEC1
Exons: 26
Coding region: 94-7491 (2465 amino acids)
Biological process (GO): protein phosphorylation; DNA damage checkpoint signaling; telomere maintenance
Cellular component (GO): nucleus
Molecular function (GO): protein binding; protein serine/threonine kinase activity
Source: RefSeq, a predicted model, not a curated record
GGCCCGUCGACAUUGCCCGUCGACUUUCUCUACCCAACUCUCGCGUCACUUCAAACUCUAGAGACACCUGGGCCAUGUGUAACCCUAUUUUCAAUGGCAGCAAGUGAGCGCAAGUUGUCUCGAUUCUCCACAUCGAAGACUAUCCGAUCAAAUGUGGCAGAAACGGCUUCAUCGACCCUAGCGGCGCAGUUCGUCCCGCGUCUGUCCUCGCAAUGCGAUCAGACGCGUAGUCUAACCAAAGAAGCGUUCUCACAACUCCGAAACGAGCUUCUUGGAGGCCGCUACAGCAGGUUGCAACUCAAUGGCAGUAUCAUUGAUGUCGCAAAACUCCUUUGCAUUGCCCUCAAAGCUGGUCUUGAGCCAUGUAUCAAGGAUCGUUCGCUCUACAGUGAAGACCUCCAAACCCAACUCUCGGAUUGCUUGGACAUCAUUCAGACCAUCAUCGAAAAGGCACCCUUGGCUCUAGUCGCGGUUGCAGACCCGGAGAUUUUAGGGAAUGAUGAAAGUGUCCCUCUGUACUCGUGGCUGCUCGUCCGACUACUGCAAUUGGCCAGUAGCUGCGAGAUAGACAGACUUAGCGGAAAAGUCAAUAACAUCCUCUCGAGCAUAGCGAGCGUUCCGCACAAACAUGCCAGAAUCUUUCCUUCCUUCCUUCGUAUAUCUUCGUUCUUACGAGUGUGCACCAUGGACCUUCUGCGUUGUCUAGAAGCUUUCCACUUUCAGCGGCCACCCAUGGAGUAUGCGAACAGCCCGUCUGUAGUCAAGAUGAACCAGCACUUCUGUCUAGACCUUGACCAUCUUCGUCUCCCGCACGCUUCUUUCAAUAGGAGGCUCAAUUUUGGCACAUUCCUACAGAGCUUUUUCCUUUGUACUGAUAUGCUCAAGUCUAAUAUACAUGCUUGUCAUCAUUCGGACACUCCAUAUAAUCGGGAGGACAAGAUAUGGCUCCUGAAUGGCUAUCAGCGCCUCUGGGACCUGGCCAUUUUCUGGAUUCGAAAGAGGUCUCCCGCUUCGAACGAAACCAGCACCAAAAUGUGCGUCCGCGUAAUAGCCACGGCCAGGACUCUAUGCACGCUGGAGAGGCACACAGCUCCAGACUUCGAGUUGGCCUAUCUUAUCCUCCAGAAAAUGGCAGAAAUUCUGGCCACGGACGACCUGAGCAAUUUUCCGGUCGUUCAACUCGAAGUGAGCCAACUCAUCGACAUACUUGCUGACAUGCUGCUUUGUACACCGUACUCCAUUAGCAUCAGGGAAAAGUCAGUGCUGUUGAAUUAUGCAAUGACGAAAGAGAGACUUUCGUUCUUUCAAUCCCUAGAACCGCGUCUCCAGGCAUCAAUUGAACUUCUAUCGAGAAGAGCCUUGCCACCGAAACAAGAGUAUAUCACUGUGUUCGAGACCUUAGUUUCUCGCACACGGUACUCAAAGCUUGGAGCUGUUCAAGGGCAAGAGUUUCGUUUUCCUGACCCAGCAGCUGGCGAUAGCCAAGCUGGUCAAAUCUCAAAACGGCGCUGUUUCUCGCGCUCGGACUCAGAUAUGGCCGAGCGCAGUAUGUCACAAAGGCUCCUGUCUAAAGUAUUCGAGCUGCUCUGUGAUGGGGGCUCCGGCGAUUUGAAGGACCUUCUACCUGCCGUGUCAGAUUUUUUUGGUGUGAUCGCAGAGCGAAGAAAAUGCGAGGUGUUGCACACUCUAGGACUUCUACCCUGUGCCAUCGCUGGAAGUUUGACAAACCUUGAUGGGGCGUUAUCAAAAGACACGGCACACUGCCACCUUUGCGACGACGAUCGUAGAGAUAGCAGACUCGAGCCAGGCCAGAAAUGGCUCAGUGCGGAUGGACUGUGUGAGAUCUUUGUUUCCAUAUUACCUACGCUCUCCCGCACUGCAACAUCGAGAAUAACUGCAAUCUCUGCUUUACGUAGGGUCAUUAUGCACGCUCCAGAGUGCGGCUACAUGAGGCUUGCGACCUCGGUCUUCGGAGACUUCUAUCUACAAUCCAUGAAGAGCUCUGUAAGAGAGCUACGGAUAAUGGCCGGAUGCUCGGUUACGUCAUUUGUUCAGAUGAGACUGGAUCGCGAUAUCAGACAUGACAAUUUCAUCAGAAUCUUGGAUUGGUUGCGCGGUAUCUCAGACAAGAAGGACAUGUGUUUUCAUGAAACUUGCAUCUUGACACUCUGUCGGCUUGCAGAGCUCUCUUGUGACGAAGAGAUGAACAUCAUUCUGCUGCGCCUUGUUGAAUAUUUAGGCCACUCGAAUCCAUUCGUCUGCUCGGUUGCCUACACAGAACUCUCCAGGCUGGCACAGCGUUUUUCAGUCACUCCUGCUGGCUUGUUCAGGCCCUUCUGGAGAACUUUGUCCGUGGCUGUAGUCAAGAACUUCCAGUCCCGCCCUUACAUGGCAGAGCAACUGUGUGAUCUCCUAGGGAUGAAAGUGGAUGAUUUUUUGAGGUUGACUGAGGUUCAUGUUCUCCCUUACCUCGUAUUCACACACAAACGAGAAAUUAUCGCCAGAGUAGGCGCCACGUAUAAAGAGAUCAAGACCCCGUUCGACGUAUGCUCAGAGAAGAACAACCUCGCCGCCAUACUUGCGUUCUUGUUGAGCCAGCCAUCCUCAAAUCCGGAAGACAGUAUAAUGUCUACUCUGUCAACAGUUGAUCUCGCAUUUAGAAAACGCACUCUAGCCGAACUCUUGAGGAUUGAGCCGAUCCUGAUCGCAUGCGAUCUUCUCAAGAACCUAGGAGACUCAAGUGCUAAGAAAGGGGCAAGAUUCCACCAAGCGCUACAGCUCCUUGCUACCCUUGUUCCACGAAAAUCUAUCAAUGCACAGAAACGAGGCAACUUGAUAGGUCACUUCAUCGAAGAGCACGUCCUUGGCAUCAUCACACAAUUCGCCAAUGCCAUCAAUGACUUUCAGGUCAGACAAUCACUAAUGGAAAAGAGAAGAAAUCUUGCAGCUAUUGGAGAGAUGAUUAAGAUUGCUCAAGGUCAUGUCAGUAGUGCUUUACCGCAGAUAUGUGCGUGCUUACGAUCCGCAUUUGAAAUUGAGGAAUUGUGUAAUCAUGCUUUCAAGGUCUGGGGAAUCUUGAUCAGCACGCUUCAGGAAGAAGAGGUCGAGCCUCUCGUCGAUCAGACAAUGUCUACCGUAUUAAAGUACUGGGACAUGUUCACCGAAGAAACACAAAACCAUGCCUAUGACUUGGUUGCUUAUAUUCUACGGCAGCACGGUGAUAUGGUACGCGACAUCUUUAACACCAUGUCGUCUCUCUCGUCGAUCCCCAAACUAGCCAACCUUAAGGUAGAGAUCAAUGGGCUGAGAGGAAAAUUGGACGUUCGGAGCAAAUUUUUAGCAUUUGUUCGUCGCAGCCAAAGUGAGAAUGCGGUGGUCAUCGAGCAAACUCUGGAGGAGCUGGUUCCCUUCCUUUCUGAGAACGAGGAAUUUGUCCAUGCCUCGGUGCUUAGUGAACAACCAGAUCCGGUUGUUUCACAGCUAGCACGGGCUUUGCUUGACUGCUGCGUCAAAUUCAACACGAGCUCUGAAACCAUAACUCUCCUUUCGGCUCAGUGCCUGGGUCGCAUUGGUUGCCUUGAUCCGAAUCGCGUGGACACGGUCAAGGAGAAGAAAGAUAUACUAGUCCUGUCGAAUUUUGACAGCAUGGAGGAGACCUUUGAUUUUAUUCUCUUCUUCCUCCAGCAUAUCCUCGUGGAAGCGUUUCUGUCGGCUUCUAACACUAGAGCUCAAGGAUUCCUUGCAUACGCCAUGCAAAACAUGCUCAGAUUUUGUAAUCUUGAUUCGGCCGUCAUAAGCCGGUCUCGCGAUGUUCAAGGUGAAGAAAAGUAUCGACGCUGGAUGCAACUGCCUGAAGCUGUUCGCAAUACUUUGACUCCAUUCCUCACAUCUAAGUACACAGUUACGAUCGGCGCCAUCAACACUAACUGCAUUUACCCCCUCUUCUCUCUAAAGUUGACGCAUGGCAGCUGGCUAAGAAGCUUUGUGCAAGAUCUCUUACGGAAUGGGAACGGCGAUAAUGCACGGCUCGUAUUCAGCGUCUGUAGCCGUGUUGUCAAAGGACAGGAUAUUUCCAUAGCGUCAUUUCUCCUGCCGUUUGCGGUUCUCAAUCGCAUCGUUGGAGGGACCGAAAGAGAGAAGCAGGACUUGCAAUGCGAACUGAUACACAUCUUAUCCUAUCCUCUCUCGGAUUCGAACAGUCGUGGUCACGAGAACAUACUAUUAUGCAGUCAGAGUAUUUUUGAGGUCCUGGACUAUCUUUCAAGGUGGUUACAAGGAAAGAAGAAACAACUCAAUAGUCUAAGGCAUCACAGCCAUCACGCAAGUCGCAGCCACAAGGAACUGUCUCGCGAUAUGCUCUUGAUUACAUAUACCUCGCAGGUGAAAGCUGUGGAAGCUUUACUGGGAUCCAUACCUCCAGAGAUUAUCUCAAGAAGAGCAGUCGAGUGCAAGUCAUUUUCACGGGCCCUUUUUCAUUGGGAGCAGUACAUUCGUCAGUCCAAAGGUCAAGCUGGAAUGCAGCAGCAAUCCAGUACCGAGUCUCUCUAUCAGCGUCUACAGGACAUCUACAGCCAGAUUGAUGAACCAGACGGCAUCGAAGGCAUCUCGACAAACCUUCAUGCGCUGAACAUCGAUGAGCAAGUUCUUGAACAUCGCAAGGCAGGAAGGUGGGCUACCGCGCAAAGCUGGUAUGAGCUACAGGUACAGAAGGAUCCUGAUAACGGCGAGGCGCAAUGGAACUUGCUUACUUGCCUGAAGGAAUCAGGACAGCAAGAUGCCAUUCUCACCAGGUUUGAUGUUCUCACAAGUACAGUUUUAAAGAGUAAAUUCCUUCCUUUCGCGGUUGAAGCAUGUUGGAUCACUGGGAACUGGGAUAGGCUCCAUAAAUAUCUUCAAUUCAGCUCGGGACAGGACAUAUCGGAGUUCGAUAUUGGGGUUGCGCUCGCUUUUGACGCUUUGCGUUGUGGCGACGAAGCAAGAUACAGGCAACUCAUCAACGGUUUGCGGCUUAACGUUGCAAAGUCACUAACAGCCAACUCUGUGACAUCGUUGCAAUCAUGCCAUAACAGUAUACUCAGGUUGCACGCAUUGUGCGAGAUCGAAUUCAUAGUCGAUGUGGGACAUGAAACUUGCAUCGAGCAAAGGUCACGAUCGGAGGUUCUCACUAUCUUGAACCGCCGUCUAGACGUUUUAGGAGGGUAUAUCUCCGACAAACAAUACCUCCUCGGUCUUAGGAGGGCAAUAAUGGAAUUGACGGAAAAAUUCACCGAUUCCGAAAUAGCAGCUGCUUGGCUGGCUAGUGCACGUCUUUUGCGGAAAGGAAAUUACACUAAUCAGGCAUAUCAGUCUAUGCUUCACGCUGCCCGCUUGAAAGACAAAACAGCCACUAUCGAGCACGCCCGGCUUCUCUGGAAAGACGGCCACCAUCGGAAGGCGAUACAGACUCUCGAAGGUGCAAUCAUCGCUAGUGAAUUCUCUCCUCCGCCAGAAGACUCCACUUCGGUGUCCGCACUACGUGGAAAACACCAGAAUGUUCUUGGGGCUAGGGCCCAUUUACUCCUAGCAAAAUGGACGGAUCGAGCCGGUCAAACCCAAUCGGAUGUUAUUGUUCAAAGGUUCAGAGAAGCUAUAAAGCUUCAGCCAAGAUGGGAGAAAGCGCACUAUUAUCUGGGAAAGCAUUACAAUAAGAUAUUAGAUUCUGAAAAGGCAAAACCGCUAGGGAAAGAGGCACAGACCUAUCUGACCGGCGAAGUCUCGAAGCUUGUUGUUGACAAUUAUCUACGGUCAUUGGCAUAUGGAAACAAAUAUGUUUUCCAGUCACUACCCAAGGUGCUGACGCUUUGGUUGGAACACGCCUCUAUCGUUGAACAGCCCUUUGACCCUAAGCGAGGAGACAAUGAGGAGUUCCAAAAGCAUACCCUACAGCAACGAAAGAAAAGCCUUGAAGACAUGCAUGCGCAGCUGAAGAAAUACAUUCAUCGAGUCCCGGCUGCGUUGCUCUUCACGAUUCUUCCUCAAGUGCUAGCUCGUAUCUGUCAUCCAAACACGACAGUAUAUGACCUCUUGACGAAGAUCGUGGCCAAAGCUGUGAACUCUUUUCCUCAGCAGGGCCUAUGGACGGUCCUUGCCGUGGUUAAGUCGUCUUCCAAAGAUAGAGCCUCAAGAGGCAUCAGUAGUCUUCAAAGAAUCACAGACAUGAACAAGAAAUCGAAAGCAGAAUCAUCUGUAUCUGACAUGCGUGCGAUGAUCAAUCAAGGGCAGAAAUUCUCCGAUGAAAUGCUAAGGCUAUGCAUAGCACGCAUUGAGGAGAAGGUAUCGAGGGUGAAUCUUAGAGCUUUGGGCUUCAACCACAAAGUGGCUCCUUGCCGGCUCGUCGUACCUUUCCAGGCAAUGCUAACGCCGAGUCUACCGGCAAGUCAUGAUUCGGAUUACUUAAAAAGCUUCAGAGCCUUUCCCAAGGAUUCGAUUACGAUUGAAGCUGUCCUCGAUGACGCUCAAAUACUCAAUUCACUCCAGAAACCACGCCGUAUCAGUAUUCGAGGGUCGGAUGGAAGGAUUUAUAACAUCUUAUGCAAGCCCAAGGAUGACCUGCGUAAGGAUCAACGUCUCAUGGAGUUCAAUAAUAUGAUCAAUAGAUUUUUGAAGAGAGACGUGGAGUCAAGCAAGCGUCGGAUGUACAUCAAGACCUAUGCUGUUACUCCACUGAAUGAAGAAUGUGGACUUAUAGAGUGGGUGGAUAAUCUGCGGACAUUGAGGGAACUUGUUAUCAAGCUUUUGAAGGAGAGAGGUAUUUCGCCAAAUUACAAUGAGAUCAGGCAGAAUCUUAAUGAAGCCUGCUCGGACACCUCGAAACUUCAUUUGUUCAAGAGCAGAGUUCUUGCUAAGUUCCCCCCGGUGCUCUAUGAAUGGUUCGUCGAAAUGUUCCCUGAAAGAGAGGCAUGGUUUGCAGCUAGGGUUCGUUAUACCCGCUCUUGCGCUGUGAUGUCAAUGGUUGGUUAUGUCUUAGGGCUCGGUGACCGUCAUGGGGAGAACAUCCUUUUCGAGGAAGGAACAGGUGGCGUUCUACAUGUUGACUUCAAUUGCCUCUUUGACAAGGGCUUGACUUUUGACAAACCUGAGCUGGUUCCUUUCCGUUUAACGCAAAACAUGGUGGAUGCAUUUGGUGCCUACGGAUACAAUGGCCCUUACCGCAAAACAUGUGAGAUAAGCUUGGGAUUGCUGCGCCACAAUGAAGAUGCACUCAUGACUGUCCUUGAGACUUUCUUGCACGAUCCGACCACAGAUUUCAUAGGGAAAAAGCGCCGCGCACACGCAAAUGUGCCUGAUACACCGACCGGGGUACUAGAAAAUGUUCGGACCAAACUUCGCGGUCUCCUGCCUGGCGAAUCUGUCCCACUUUCCGUGGAUGGCCACGUCGAUGCACUGAUUGUGCAAGCAACCAAUGAACGAAACCUAGCAGCUAUGUAUAUUGGGUGGUGCUCUUUUUUCUGAAUCGCAAGAAAUCCGACCUCUCAUUUGUUAUACUAUGUGUACCUCAAUGGCUCAUUCUGUAGAUACAUGGAUCCAUGGAGCCAAGGGGCAAUCAACAUGGGACGCAGUGUCCAGGUUU